AUGGCAAACUGCUGUACAUGUCUUAGCAAAUCUGCUAACAUCAUAUUCUGCCUCCUUCUAUUCAUCAUUGGAGGUUUUGUCGCUGGUGUCGGUAUAUGGUAUCUCGUCAGCGACUACAAGGAUUGGGUUCCCGAGUGGUGGAUUUGGAUUGCCGUUGUUACUGGCAUUCUUCUGGCUAUAUUAUCGUUUGUUGGUUGCUAUGGCUCGUUGAAACGAAAUAAAUGCGUGUUGUCUUUCCUGUGGGUGGCGUCUACUGUGUUGUUCAUUCUCUUCGCAAUAGCUGCUAUUGCAUCUACUAUCUUCUUUGCUGGUGUCGAUAACCUCAACGGUAAGACGGCUCAGCAGUUACUUGAAGUUAGUGGUAACGAUGGGAAUGUGUACAAGCAGAUUAGGGAUGGUUACAUUGCUGUGUUCACUGAUGAUGAUUGCAAUGUGAAGUGUAGCGUCGACGAUGGUAAACUAUACUGUGGAUCCAUCACAUGUGAAAGUGAGGCGAUAGAAGAUCAGCUUAACCGCUGGAUUGGUCCCAGUUGGUGGACAACUGAUGUGAACUCCUUCGAAAAGUGUGUUGCUGCUGCUACUGUUGAAGACAACCCUAAUGAGAUGGCGGCUGAAGCGUGGCGCAAUGGGGUUCUUUUCUACAAUGCUUUUGUAUUCGCUGCUGGUGGGGUGGUAGCCGGCAUUGCCAUAUGGUACCUUCAAGCAAAGUUCAGGAGGCUCAUGCAGGUUUGGAACGACGAAGGCUGUGACCUUACCUGUGAUAUCGGCAAUACUACAGUGUCGUGUUCUACUGUGCAGUGCAGUACUUCGAAGAUUGCUCAGCAGAUGAACCAAUGGAUAGCAGAAGGCAACUACCAGACUCGCGGCGUCCCUGAGGCUGUUACAUUUCAGAAGUGCUUGGACGAGACUAUACUAACUGAUGGUAUAAAUAGGAACAAGUCAGCCGCACAGGGUUGGUGCUCUGGCAACGCCUCUGUUGUUGACGAUGUUAGUCACUAUGCAUUGGGUGCUAUGAUAGGCUUGUGGGUGGCCUUAUUGAUUUCUAUGGUCCCUAUGGUGUAUGAUCUAUAUCUACUGUGGGUAUUAAGGAAACGACGAGCUCAUGCUUACACUGCUCAUGAAGAUUUAGAUGAAAAUGGAGGAAUUGGAGAAGAGGAAGACGGACCAAAGAAGACGCCACCUCAGACUGUCACAGUCGUUCAAAUUUGA
Molecule: messenger RNA, 1209 nt
Organism: Perkinsus marinus ATCC 50983
Lineage: Eukaryota; Perkinsozoa; Perkinsida; Perkinsidae
Exons: 3
Coding region: 1-1209 (402 amino acids)
Cellular component (GO): membrane
Source: RefSeq, a predicted model, not a curated record